CUCAAAUUUUUGCUGACUGACAUUCGAAAUAUUUUUAUUCGGAGUAUAAUAUUGGUGAUGGCAGUUUAAUCGUUUCUUCAAUUGAAUAAUUUUGCUUUAAGUUGUGGAUUGUUCUUUAAAUCCUUAAUCACGGGUUAAAAGAGUAAGAAAAGUGAACAAAUGUAAAUUAGAUAUAAUUGCAUAGUAAAUUCAACGAAUUUAUGUUUGAAAUUCGCUUAAAAUACCUGAAGAACGUUUGCGGAAUUACACAAACAAAGAAAAAACUAUUUCGAACAGACGGAAGCGCGAGAAACCCAAAAGGUUGUAUAGUCGUUUUUUUAUUGAGACCUUACACUAGGUUUAGUUGCAAUCGUGUACAUUUUGUGAUCACCAAUGCAGUCUUGUCAAACAGAAAAAGGGCAGUGAGGGUGUAAAAUUGAUUUUCCCUUAGUAUAUGGUAGCACAGUCGGCCGUAGCUCUGCACUCAUUUUUAAGCCAUAAGUUGCCAAGUGACGCUCCAAAACACGAAGCAGCUCGUUCUAUUAACUCAACAUAAACGCUACAACAACAACAAAUCACUCUUGAUGCAUGCUAUUUCUCUAUGAAUUAGUUAUUGCCGCUCUUUAUUGUCUAAGCUAAAGUAAUCACCUAAGAUACUUAAACAAUUUUCCAACACUUGCAUCCUCCGAACAACGGUAUUUUAAAUGUCACAACAUUUGAAAAAGAAUUCGCCUACUAGCCGAAAUCGUAAGCAACAACAACAUCAAACACAAAAUGCAGACAGUGUAAAACAAAAAGCAAAUGCCUCAGGCAACCAAUUAACUGCCAAUAGAAAGUCGAAUGGCGGUGUACCUUGGUCCAGUAACAGCGCCUCUACGCCUAGUGGUAGCAUCACGUCAUCCGUGUCGGCACCCGCACUUAUGCGUAAAAAAUCACAAACCAAACUGCAAAAGGAGAAAGAACGCGCGGAACGUGAGACGCUAGUGCUAUGGCGUCGACCAGUUCAGACUGUGAGGUAUUGUGGCCUCGAGUUAGUGACGCUAGCGCAGACUUCGGGCAAGCGUUUACUACAACAACGUGGUUUGCUUGCGGCACUCCUAGUUUUAGGUACUAUAUUUAGUUUUAUUUAUUAUUUACCGGGUCCACAUCAGCUGGUUUUGGAUGUGGUACGCCGCAAUACUUGGUUUUUCAUCUACUGGACCGGUUUGGGUGUACUCUCCUCGGUGGGCCUGGGAACGGGACUGCAUACGUUUUUGUUGUAUCUGGGACCACAUAUAGCUAGUGUAACGCUUGCUGCAUAUGAAUGCAAUUCGUUAAAUUUUCCGCGACCCCCAUAUCCCGAUGAUAUUAUCUGCCCGGAGGAGCCAUAUGCAAAGAAAGUGCCAAAUCUUUGGAUGAUUAUGAGUAAAGUACGUAUGGAAGCUUUCCUUUGGGGUGCGGGCACCGCUUUGGGAGAACUGCCACCUUAUUUCAUGGCAAAGGCAGCACGCCUUUCUGGCUAUGAUCCCGACGAUGCCGAGGAGUUAGCUGAAUUCGAGGCGUUGAAAGCCAAACGUAAUCAAAAGAAUUUAAGUUUAAUGGAUAAGGGCAAAUUAUUUAUGGAACGUGUUGUAGAACGUGUUGGCUUUUUGGGCAUUUUAGCAUGUGCAAGUAUUCCCAAUCCGUUAUUUGACUUAGCCGGCAUUACAUGCGGUCACUUUUUGGUGCCAUUCUGGACUUUCUUCGGUGCUACGCUUAUUGGCAAGGCCAUUAUCAAAAUGCACAUACAAAAAGUUUUUGUUAUUAUUGCUUUCAAUGAGGCGCUUAUUGAACGUGCUGUUGAUGUGCUUGGCAAGUUACCCAUAUUGGGUAAGAAACUACAGGAGCCGUUUAAAGGCUUCCUUAACAAUCAGAAGAAGCACUUGCACCGCGAACGUCAACCGGCGGCUGAGUCUGGUAACUUAUUGUCAAAGGUGUUUGAGACGUUCGUCAUCUGUAUGGUUUGCUACUUCAUAAUCUCGAUUGUUAACUCAUUGGCGCAAAGUUACCACAAGCGUUUGCAUAAGAAACAUGUGAAAAAAGUGAAGAAACCGAUAGCAAAGGAUUAGGUAGAACCGAAGUAGAUGUAAAAACAGGCUGCAGUUUGUGGGCGGUGGUUGUAGUGUCGUUUGGAAGAGCAUGGAAAGCGUAAAAAAUAAAAGGAGUAGUGGAAAUGACUGAAUUAUUUUGGCAUUGUGUUGUUAGCGUUGAAAGCGGUGGGUGCGGCGCCCAUUACUUGCAUUAACAAUACAAUAUUCUAUACAAAUUGACUAUAUGCCCACUAAUGUUGUGUUUAGCUAAAUUCCUUAUUAAGAUAAGAUGAGCAAUCAUCGUUAUGAAUUGAAUUAUAACAAAAAAAAAUAAUAUAAGACAUCAUCAGCGCAAAUGACUGCCGACAAAAAAGUUCAAGGUGGUGCCGUUGAUGAAUUAGUUAAUUUUUUUUUAUGUGAAUGCUGUUUUACUAUAAAUUUUACAAUGUGGUUUAAGUUUAUCGCAAUAACAGCAGAAUUUCAGCAGUUAUGUAGCCUUAUGCUAAUUAAGUCAUAAGCAGCUAGUCCUAAUUUGUAUGUGUGCGUGUACAAAAAAUAUAGGAAAAGUACGUCUCAUAAUGAAAUUCAAUUAAUUUCACAUCAAAUUACACAUAUGUAUAGGUAUGUCUAAGAAUAUAUGAGUGUGUAUUGUGUGCAUUUAUUUUAAUGUAAAUGAAAUUUAUUUUCGUGUACCAAAAUAUAGCGGAGCAAGGACAAAUAGAAAGUAGUAUAGAAAAGCAAGUAGUGUGGAGAAAAAAGAAAGGAGUAAAUAAAAAUUACAGUUAUAUGUAGUCGCGUUGCAGUUGUAUUCUAGCAUUAGUUGCGUGAUAAAAAAUUUUAAUUAAUAAAAACUAAAUUAAAUUAAAGUAAUACUAAGCGUUAAGUAAAGUAAUCGGCCAAAAUGCAAAUGGAAAAUAACAACAAGCAUUAAAUAUUAUAAAGAUAUAAAUUUAAUAAAAAUCCAUUAUGAUAAGCUUAAAACAUUCAUUGAAGUGAAAAUGAAAAGACAUUUGUGUAAAAAACGGGUUUAAAACAAGAUUUCGAAACAGACCGUUGUGCGCCAUUAAUGGCUUUAGCAAAAAUUGUAUGAACAAAAAAAUUAACAAUACGAAAUAUUUAACAUUAAAAAAUUUAAAU
This is a messenger RNA of Bactrocera dorsalis (oriental fruit fly), 3164 nucleotides long. It is a transcript of the gene Tango5, whose product is annotated as vacuole membrane protein 1. Lineage: Eukaryota; Metazoa; Arthropoda; Insecta; Diptera; Tephritidae. Bases 684 to 2066 code for a protein of 460 amino acids. The record is from RefSeq and is a predicted model, not a curated record. The transcript has 7 exons.